AUGGCGUGGCACCACCUGGAAAUCACCCGGCCGCACCUGGUCUACAUCAUCCUGGGCGGCUUCACCAGCCUGUUCAUGCUGUGUUCGUCCGUCAUCAAGGAAAGACUGUACAUUGGCGAAGCCACGGUAGCCACCCUCUGCGGUAUCAUCUUCGGUCCCCAUGCCGCCAACCUGAUCAAUCCGUUGGACUGGGGCAACACCGACCUCAUUACCCUGGAGUUUUCCCGCAUCGUCCUGGUCGUCCAAUGCUUCGCCGUCGGAGUCGAAUUGCCAAAGGCCUACAUGGAGCGCCACUGGCGCUCGCUGUUUGCCCUCCUCGUUCCGGUUAUGACAUUCGGCUGGCUCAUUACCAGUCUUUUUAUUUGGGCAUUGAUGGGACACAAGCUGAACUGGCUGGAUAGUUUGUGUUGCGCGGCUUGCGUCACGGCCACUGACCCUGUGCUUGCCUCGUCCGUCGUUGGUAAAGGCAAGUUCGCGAAGCGUGUGCCGAAGCACUUGCGUGACUUGCUCUCUGCCGAGUCUGGCUGCAACGAUGGCAUGGCCUUUCCCUUCAUUUACCUGGCCGUCUACGUCAUUCGCUACCACCACCACCCGGAGGAGGUCUCGUUGCAUUGGUUCUGCUACACCAUUCUUUACGAGUGUAUCUUCGGCGCUGUCUACGGUGUCGUCAUUGGCUAUAUCGCCAGGCGGCUGAUCCGUUACGCCCACGAACACGACCUCAUCGAUCGAGAGAGCUUCCUCGUGUUCUACUUUGUAUUGGCCCUAUUCUGCGCCGGUUCCGGAAGUAUGCUCGGCAUGGACGACUUGCUGAUCGGUUUCGCAUGCGGAGUUGGCUUCAGUAACGACGGAUGGUUCCUGGAAAAAACCGAAGAGGCCCAUGUUUCGAACGUUAUCGAUCUGCUCAUUAACUUGGCUUUCUUCGUCUACUUCGGCACUAUCAUUCCUUGGGAGACCUACAACGACGCCGCUCUGGGCAUCAGCCCGUGGAGACUGGUCGUCAUUGGUAUACUGGUCCUUCUUUUCCGCCGGAUUCCCAUUAUGGUCGCUAUGAAACCGCUGAUUCCAGACAUCAAAACGUGGCGCGAGGCUUUAUUCGCAGGUCACUUUGGACCUAUCGGCGUGGGCGCCAUUUUCGUCGCUAUUUUGGCUAGAGCUGAGAUGGAGCAUAUUGUAGAAGGAGGUUCGGAGCCCACAGACGAAUUCCCGUCUGCCGCGGAAAACGGCCAUCUCAACAUCAUUACGCUCAUCUGGCCCAUUACCACGUUUUUGGUUAUUUGCUCUAUUCUAGUUCAUGGAUCUUCGAUUGCCGUAUUUACGCUCGGAAAGCAUAUCAACACGCUCACUCUCACCCUGUCUUACACGCAGGCGAACGAAGAGGGUCCUUCAUGGAUGGACAGACUUCCGCGCAUCCAGUCGCGCUCCAAGAGCUCUAUGUCUCUGCGCCGGCCAGACGAGACGGAUUCUUCUUACGACGAAAAGGGAGAGUUUGCGCCAGGCACUCUUGGGCCUCUCGGUAUUCCUGGUAACUUUUUGCGCCGCCAAAAGGAUGAUGACACUCACAGUCGCUCCUCAAGUCUUCGACCUCGCAACCGCAAGAAGUGGGAGGGAGUGGGCCCUGGAGGACCGAUUAGUCAAUCUGCCAUUGCUCCUCAACGUCGUCGCGAACACGAUCCGGCCGAUCUUCCAGACCAAGCGAAGACUGACUCGGAGGCGACCGCGCUCAACAGCGAUGAAUCUCCGGAAGAGAUCGAAAAGGAGGGAAGGUCCCAGUCUCCAGAAGAGGAGAUUUACCAGGAAGGCUCUCACACGAUUUUCGAGGAUGAAGAAGGAAAUGUUCUUGAGGUGCAUGACAGCAAGGGCCAAAGCCCCGAACAACGUGCCAAAUACGCCAAGGAAGAAGGCCGUAGGCUUAUGCGAGAGAGGGACAUUCAGGGUGGCGUUGCACAGACAGAAGACGACCACAAGGUCGACGAAGGUGCCAAGAUUGGCCACGAAAUCAAGGACGGCGUCGAGCAUCCCCAACGUCAUUGGCGCGACAUGCGGCACCGUCUACAGCGCCGCCAUACCGAAGGCACACCACCUGUCCCUAACGAGAAGGAGAAGAAGAAACCGAAGCGCGGUCCAGCUCUGGCGUACCAAUUUGGUAACACCAUCAUUGUCGAGGAUGAGGAUGGUGAAGUCAUCAAAAAGUACGACAUUCCGGGACAGCAGAAGAAGCAACAGCAACAACUAGAAGGAAAGGAAGUCCCUGCUGGCGAAGCCGGCAAGACACGCCAACGCUUGCACCGCAUGGGCACGCUUCUCGGCAUGUCCCACGAAGAUGCAAAGGCAGCGUCUCAAGGCCAGGUGGCGGACAACGGUGAGGGUCCCAGCGGUACCAAGAAGGCUGCCAAGGCGGCCGAGCGUGAAGAGAAGAAGAAGAAGAGGAUAAAGGAGGAGGAAAGUGAUGACGAGCACAUCCGAUUCACGGUCAAUGCGGGUGGUCAACGCAUGAGCAAGGCCGAGUUCAUCGCUCAGAUCCAGAAGAUGGACCCCAAAGCGCGCGCCAAGAUGGUGGAGAACAGCAACGUACCCGACAGCGUCAAGAAGGAGGCACGCGCGGAUGCGCGCGAGGCCACGGGCUCGUCGAAACAACCAGAGCAGCGCCAGACCAAGGCCAAGGAUGGAGAGGAGCAAGGCCAAGCGGUCGUCCGGAGCGUUGGAUCGGAUGAGCGGGAACGUCGCCCCACGGGCCCCGACGGCCUCAUGCUCAUUGACAGUGACGACGAGGAAAUCCCCUUCCACAACAUUCACGACGACCUCGAGGCCCACGAGACAGGCGCGGCCCAGCGCCGGCGGCGCCUAGCCGAGAAGUCGCAGUCACAGUCGCAAUCGCAGUCGACGACGCCAACGCGCGGCGGCAGCCCCUCGCGCCGACCGGUUGCCGCGGCCGGACGCACCGAGAAGGGCGACAAGCUGCGGGCGCCAGCGACGCAUUUGGCGGAAGGCGAGACGGCGGCGGAGAGGCGGCGUCGUGAAGGCGCGCUGGGGCUGGGGUCGGGCGCGCACGACUCGGAGAGCGAGUCCGAGGAGGAGGAUGUGGGCAAGGGAAUCCGCAAACCGCCGGCCGAGACGAAGCGCGGGCGCGAGAAGCUGGAGCAGCGCGACAGCGCGGAGCGCGAGCGCAGGGACUUGCAGCUGAAGCAGGCGCAGGCGGCGAGUGAAGAGAAGGAGAUGAAGGAUGUGGCUGCCUCCGCUGCUGCUGCUGGUGAUGAAGUUGAUGACGAUGGGCACGACGAGCAUGAGAACGAGAACGAGAACGAGAACGACGAGCACGACGAGGGCCGCAGCCGUACCCCCGGCAUUAGGUUCGCGGAGCCGGCGCGCCCGCCGCCGGCUGCGGGCCAGGAGGAGAGCCAUCAUCACCGGCGGAGGUCGAGCGGGCUGAGGUGGGGGAGGGAUGUUGGGCGGGGAAGGAAGUAA
This is a messenger RNA of Aplosporella prunicola CBS 121167, 3462 nucleotides long. RefSeq lists its product as uncharacterized. Gene Ontology annotation, biological process: sodium ion export across plasma membrane; intracellular potassium ion homeostasis; proton export across plasma membrane. The coding region runs from base 1 to 3462 and encodes 1153 amino acids. NCBI's taxonomy places the organism in Eukaryota, Fungi, Ascomycota, Dothideomycetes, Botryosphaeriales, Aplosporellaceae. The record is from RefSeq and is a predicted model, not a curated record. The transcript is spliced from 2 exons. Gene Ontology annotation, molecular function: sodium:proton antiporter activity. Gene Ontology annotation, cellular component: plasma membrane.